Molecule: messenger RNA, 816 nt
Organism: Drosophila novamexicana
Lineage: Eukaryota; Metazoa; Arthropoda; Insecta; Diptera; Drosophilidae
Product: seminal metalloprotease 1-like
Exons: 2
Coding region: 7-795 (262 amino acids)
Biological process (GO): proteolysis
Molecular function (GO): metalloendopeptidase activity; zinc ion binding
Source: RefSeq, a predicted model, not a curated record
UUGAAAAUGUUUGCAAUGUGGACUCAGUUUGGCAUACUGCUGCUCGCUUGUGUGUAUUUGGGCGUUGUUGGAGCGCCGUUCAAUAGUGAAGGUAACCUGGGAACUGAUCUGGAGCUAAAUGCUGGCUUUUUCGAGGGUGACAUGGAUAUAAAGUAUACGCCGGAUGGAAAGCUACAACCGACUCAGCGUUGGCCCCUUGCCACAGUCUACUACAAAAUAGAUAAAAAAAAAUUCACUGCUCAUCAAGAGAAAUUUAUUCAGCUGGGAAUGUGGAAUAUUGAAAUGGUGUCCUGUAUAACCUUUGAGCCUGCCCCUAAGGAAAUCCGUGACUAUUUGCUGAUCACCGAUUCGAAAACUGGUUGCAGUUCCACAGUUGGUUACUCCAAACACAAUACGACAGUUAAGUUGGUACCUAACUCUAUAGGCAAGGGUUGCUUCAGCUUGGGCACUAUACAGCAUGAACUGCUCCACACUUUGGGAUUCUUUCAUCAACAUAAUUAUGCAGACCGCGAUGAUUACGUAAAAAUUGUCAAGGACAACAUUAGUACGGGGAAACUCGUCAAUUUUCAGAAGUAUGCUGCGGAUAGUUUGGGGAACUUUGGAGCACCCUAUGAUUAUGAGAGUAUUAUGCACUACCCUUCCAACGCCUUUACAAAGAAUGGAGGAGAAACAAUUAUCGCACGUCAGCCAGAUGGUCAGUCGAAAAUGGGGCAAAGAGACGGUCUGAGCUCUGCUGAUGUGACUCGUCUCAAUAACAUGUACAAUUGUCCAAUGCUAAAACCAGAAAUAAACUAAUGUUGAUCAAUGCCCCUUUAA